CGUUGCUGGCUUUUUCAGGGACUGCUCGCUCGCAGCCAGAGACGCUGCUUUUUUUUCCGGGUUCGGAGCCGUUCCGGAUGCUUUAGGCUGCCGGAUGACUGAUCUCCAGAUAACUGAGGCGUUUCUGUACAUGGAUUAUCUGAGAAUGUCUGAAUGUAUCCAGAUCUCAUUUGCUGUUUGUAGAAUUGGCAUUUACACGUGUUUUAGAGCACUCUGCUGCAAAGGACCACCGCCUGCACGAGCAGAAUAUGACCUGGUUUGCAUAGGCCUCACCGGUGCUGGCAAGACCAGUCUGUUGUCAAAGCUCUGCAGUGAAAGCCCCGACAACGUAGUGUCGACCACAGGUUUUAGUAUAAAAGCAGUGCCAUUCCAGAAUGCCAUCUUGAAUGUAAAAGAACUUGGAGGGGCUGAUAAUAUCCGGAAAUACUGGAGCCGCUACUACCAAGGAUCUCAAGGGGUCAUAUUUGUAUUGGACAGUGCCUCUUCAGAAGAUGAUUUAGAAACUGCUAGAAAUGAACUGCACUCAGCUCUUCAGCACCCACAGUUAUGCACUUUACCCUUUUUAAUAUUGGCCAAUCAUCAAGACAAGCCAGCUGCUCGAUCAGUACAAGAGGUCAAAAAAUAUUUUGAACUUGAACCACUUGCACGUGGAAAACGCUGGAUUCUGCAGCCCUGCUCACUGGAUGACGUGGAUGCACUGAAAGACAGCUUCUCUCAGCUGAUAAAUUUGUUAGAAGAGAAGGACCAUGAAGCUGUAAGAAUGUGAAAUCUGGCAAAGAAAAAUGGGUUCCCAAAAGGCCUUGAACCUAUCACAUUAUUUUCUCAUUUUAAUUUUAUUUUGGUCUCAAGACGAUAAUGGCUUCAGUAUCUGUUUUCCUCUAGUUAUCUCAGACUCUCAUCUCUCUGUAAAAGUGAAUAUUCUGUAAAUCAGGUGAAUGAUCAUCAGCAUUAACGUCAAGUCCACACUACUGAGAGAGAAGUUAUUCUCUGUUUACCACUAAUUAUCUUCACCGCAUGUCUCUUCCUUCUGUUGUUUUAAGUGUCUCUUCUGUACUCUGUGCUAAAAUGGAUGGAAUUCAUGGCUCUCAGAAACCACAUCCCUGAUGGAGGACUCAGGGAGACUCCGAACCCUGACUCGCUUGCCCUGGGUUUGGGGUGGAGUGUUGUGAGACCGGGGCCUUCCAGAAUAUGUGUAUCAUUUUCAAGAUCUCUUCUUGAUUUUAUUUUGUUUCAUUUAAUUUUUUUAGGUUUUUUUUUUUUUUUUUUUUUUUUUUUUUUUUUUUGUAUACUGGCCUUAUAGAUUAUGGGAGAAAAAUGAGCACCAAAAACGUCAGUUAAUUACCUUAUCAGAAAGGAAUAUCCUGCCAUAGUAAAAUUACCUUUGAAGAACUUAAAGACAAGAUGCAAAUGUCUCCUUCAUUACAUCUAAAGUCUCCCUCCAUCCCCUCUUUUAAGAGCAAAGAUUUUUUUUUAGUUUUUGAGAAGAGUUAGAGGAAAAUUAGGCACAAUGCUUGCAUCACUGAUUACUAUUUCAUCAGGUUCUCAAGUGUUUUUUUAAUGGCAAGAUUAUCCUGCGUAGAGUCAAACUGCAACACAAUAUAGGUAUCUUUUUCUAAAAAUCUUCAGUGUCUGAUUAAAAUAGAGAAGAUAAUUUUUUAAAUAAUGGAUAAAAUUUUUAAAAACUGCCAAAUGAAGUUUAGUUUAUACUGGCGAGGGUUUAAGCUGGCUUGGAUUUGACAAAGAUAACUAAGGCAGAAUCAUCUGUAUAUUCAUUCGUUAAGUGCUAACAUUAGUUUAAUGGGGUCUGUUACAGUCUCCAUACAGUAAUGAAAGGUCUAUCAGUAUUUCUAUUAUAAACCCCUAUUUUCAGGGGUUUUAAUGUGCCCUUAAAAACAUUCUGGGGCUACAGCAAAUAAAUAAUUUUAGGGCCCAGAUUCAGUCUUUGGAAUGAAUUUUUUUUCAUUUACUUUAAAUGAUAAAAUUACAUAGAGAUAAAUGUACAGUUUUACAAAAGUUUGGCACCUUUGACCUUUUCUAAGUCAGGAAUAAUCUAUGGAUAUUGAGGUUUAUGGUUGAAAUACUCUUUGGCACAUUUUGUAGAUUUUUGACCACUUAAAAUACUAACUGGCCAACUGAUAGAAAACUGUGCCCUUCACCUGAGCAAUAAAAACAUGUUUGUAAUUUUUAGGUAGCGUAGACUGAUUCUCAAAUACCAGACUCACACUGUUUUACAGGGAGAUGUAAUACCUUUGUUAUUCUCCAGAAGAUAUGUCAUUUCACUCUAGCUUUUGAGGUUUAAUUUCGUAGGUGGAUUUUAAUUGAAAUCAUUACCUUUGAAACAUCGAACACUUCAUUAAGCUUUUUUUUAAGUGAAUGGAUCAAAAAAGAUUCAUAUUCAAUUUUGUCUACAUCGUCUUUGAAUAUUUUUACACCGUGUAAUCUGUGAGCAGCACAAAUUUUUAUUCCGAUGACCAGUUAUACAAUUCCUCCUUUUAUUUUGUCCUGUUGUCUCAUCUUCUAUGAAAAAUAAAUGAUGAUUAGGCAUCGCUUUCUCUGCAAGUUCAUUAAAUGUAGAAUGUUGUCUUUUUGAGAUACUGUGGCUGAGUGCUCCUACGCCAUCUGUUUAAUGACUUCGCGUUGUCUGUGUGUGUGUUCAUGUGUGUGCCAGUGAUGGGCUUCUUCUCAGACCCACAACUGUCUGCAGUGUCUCAGCCGUCAGAAUGAAAACAUUAUCAAUCAGUACCCAACAACAGCUGUUUUUGACAAGUUUCUGUCUGACGCCUAAUGCUUUGCAACUGUCAAUAAGGCUCCUUCUUUGUCUAGCAGUUCGGAGCUCGCUGUCUUGGUGCUUCUUGUGCGACAUCCUGUCCUUGUAACCCUAGAAUUUGCCAUGUUCGGAAAUCCACAUGGGGGAGGGGAGGGGGCUUGGAUGGGCGUGUUGUGGGUGGGUGGUGGUGUGCGUGUGUGUCGUGUUCCUACUUUCAUGUAAAGUGCCACAGGUGUCUUAGUUUGCAUAUUCAAAUAUUAUAUAGGAAAAACAGUCUGUUAUGUAUUUCUUCACUUAGCUUCUUGUUAUAUUUAUGGAAGUUACCAGUUUUUGUAUCUUCUUAGCUAAAGCAGUUGCCUUUUUGUAAUGGCAAUUAAUUUAUAUGACAAAACUUUGUAUCUACUGUAGUUUACAGCAUCAGUUGUUAAUUAACUGCCAUAUUGCCCUGUCUUUCUAUUAAAAAAUACUGUAUCUAUACUUAAAGGUUAACAGAUUCAUGUGGACAAUUGCCAGGCAAGAACUCGUAUUGUCCGUGAUUUAUAUAUGAUUUCCACUAUCUUCAAAUGAAAAUAAACGCUGAGUAGAAUUAAUGUUUUCAGACUGACUCCUUUCAGCUCUAGCAUUUGGGAGUCCCAGAUUUCUGUUUACGUUUG
Messenger RNA from Rhinolophus ferrumequinum (greater horseshoe bat), 3420 nucleotides. RefSeq names its product ADP ribosylation factor like GTPase 15 (gene ARL15). The record is from RefSeq and is a predicted model, not a curated record. The transcript is spliced from 6 exons. The coding region runs from base 95 to 766 and encodes 223 amino acids. Lineage: Eukaryota; Metazoa; Chordata; Mammalia; Chiroptera; Rhinolophidae. Gene Ontology annotation, molecular function: GTPase activity; GTP binding.